Molecule: messenger RNA, 3625 nt
Organism: Pseudopodoces humilis (Tibetan ground-tit)
Lineage: Eukaryota; Metazoa; Chordata; Aves; Passeriformes; Paridae
Gene: KREMEN1
Product: kringle containing transmembrane protein 1
Biological process (GO): multicellular organism development; Wnt signaling pathway
Cellular component (GO): plasma membrane
Source: RefSeq, a predicted model, not a curated record
CCUAUGGAGCCUCCCGCCCUCGCCGCCGUCCUGGCCUUCUCCGGGCUGGCGCUGAGCUGCUGCCGCGAGCCCGUUCUGUCCGAAUGCUAUACAGCAAAUGGGGCUGACUAUCGUGGCACUCAGAACCAGACCUCCCAAUAUGCAGGGAAACCUUGUCUAUUUUGGAAUGAGACCUUUGAGCAUCCUUAUAAUACUGUGAAAUAUCCCAAUGGGGAAGGAGGGCUUGGAGAGCAUAACUACUGCAGAAACCCUGAUGGGGAUGUCAGCCCAUGGUGCUACAUUGCAGAACAUGAAGAUGGAAUAUACUGGAAAUACUGUGAGAUUCCAUCCUGCCGAAUGCCAGGAAAUCUGGGCUGUUACAAGGACCAUGGAGAGCCACCACCUUUGACUGGCACAAGCGAGACCUCAAAUAAACUCACAAUCCAAACAUGCAUCAGCUCCUGCCGAAGUCAACAGUUUAAGUUUGCAGGCAUGGAAUCAGGUUAUGCUUGUUUCUGUGGAAAUAAUCCUGACUACUGGAGAUACGGGGAGGCAGCCAGUACGGAAUGCAACAGUGUUUGCUUUGGAGACCACACUCAGCCCUGUGGUGGGGAUGGCAGAGUCAUUCUUUUUGACACCCUGAUUGGUGCCUGUGGAGGGAAUUACACUUCUGCUACAGCUGUGAUCUAUUCCCCAGAUUUUCCUGAUACAUAUGGCACAGGCAAAGUCUGUUACUGGACCAUACAAGUUCCAGGAGCAUCUCAAAUCCACUUCACCUUUGUCCUUUUUGAAAUCAAAGAUGCUACAGAUAUGGUGGAAUUGCUGGAUGGUUAUACCUAUCACGUUCUAGCUCGUUUUAAUGGCAAGAACCGGCCUCCCCACACCUUUAACAUCUCUUUGGAUUUUGUAAUUUUGUACUUUUUCUCAGAUGACAUCAAUCAAGCCCAGGGAUUUGCUAUCAGGUAUAGAGCUGUGAAGGACAAUGUGCAUCAAAACAAGACCCCAGUGAAUCACACCCUUUCAGAGAGGAUGAAUGAACAAGCAAAUCUCAGCAUCAACGCAGCCCGGUCAUCAAAGAUCCUCUAUGUCAUCACAACCAGCCCAAGCCAUCCAACUAGCUCCAUGCCUGAAUGGACAAUAUACAGUCUAACAGCACUGCUCAUCCUAAGUGUUACAGCCAUAAUAGCAAAGAUACUUCUGCACAUUACCAUGAGGUCCCACCAGAUUCCAGCUGCAGCUGAAACAGAAGAUUGCAGUGAUGUCACUACUGCUGGUGAGAUCUGGAGUAUAUUUUACCAACCAUCCACAUCAAUAUCCAUCUUUAAGAAAAAGCUUCGAAAUCAACAAGACGAUUGCAACCCACUGGUGGGAAACUGAAGUGUCUUUUACUUUGCAAGAAUUGAUCUUGUUAAAAUCCAGGUGACUUGAGAUUAAUCUUCCUUUUUUUUCCUCCCAAUCUCAUACCUGUUUUCCAAAAAGUCCAUUCCCAAAGGCUUUUGAGUGACUUUGCCUAUCUGCUGUUCUCAGUGACAACAGAGUUCAUUGCAGCAAUAAUUUUGAAAUACCGGUGCUUCUCAAGUCUGUAGUGCUGUUAAUUACUGCCUUUAAACCAUUGCACUUAAAAUAGAUGUAAAAACUUGUAAAAUUCAAAAUGUCCUGUACCCCUAUCAAAGGUAACUGAAGGGGUAUCUACAGGUUGAGGAUUUCUUGUGUCCCACUUGCCUUUACCACUGUGUUGUAUCAGGCUACUUUAGUCCUUUUAUUCUCAAGGCUGAAGAGAGAGGUGGGUACUGAUAACCUGUUCAGCUACCACAGCAAGCAGAGCUGAUUUAGUUUGAUGUAAACACAUCUAACUGUGUUUACAUACUACUAUACAGUAGAAUGGGAAUCAAAGACUGGAAAAAUUAUCAGCCUGGUUGCUCAGUGCUGUGCUCUUUUUGCAUUUUGUUUGUGUCUACAAGCAGAGAUGCAAACAUGAAAAAUCAAAUUCAGGAUGACUCUAAAACAAGAUUCAGCUACAAAUACACGUUUUGAUUGACUAGUGCUCACCAGGUCAAGGCCUGCACGAGCAUUGAAGCCUUUUAAAUGCUCUCUCUGACCCAUCAUUCACUGAUGUUUAUGAUAAUUUUGUUCAUAUUCACAGUGAUCCUUUAAAAACUAUUGUACUCCAGCCUGACAGCCAGCAUUCAUCCUGGGUAUAAGCUUAGGGCUUCUUAAAGGAUUGUCCAAAGAUACUGUAAUCCACUGAAUUUUUAUCAGUGAGGCUAACAAAUUUUUUCUCUGAACUCACAUGUGUUAAUCUCAGCAGCCCAAACUAUUUACGAAGUUGUAGGCUGCUAUCACCAACUCACCUGGACCAGACUGUGCAGCUGAACAUGCAAGAAACAGCUGCCUUGACAUUUACCUGUGAGGAGAAAUGUCUCUUUGCCUGCAGCACUAAAACUGAACUGAAUUUUAAGGUAAUUGCCUUAAUUGUCAAAGAACUAAAACAUCAGUGGGGUUCUGAUCUGUGAAUUUUUUUCUCUUUGAUUGCAACAGAGAGCAUUAACUAUUUCUUCUCUUUGGUAGACUGACUGUCCAUCCAAAAUACUCAGAUUUCUUAUCCCACCACCACAAGUGGGAAACAAGUGAUUCCAAGGGAUCAGCAGUGAGUCUUUCAGCCUCAGCAAGUUCAGACCAGCAAGAUAUUUAGGGAAAACCGUCAAUGCAAAUGUCAAAUUGUCUGGCAAAGUUUACAGUGGGCAGCUCCUUAAACUCAGUUAGAGGAGGUUCACUGAGAACCAUUAAACUACAGUAAUUCUGGUUAAGUUUGAGCAUAUGCCAAUGGUCUGCACAUGCCAGAUGUGCAGUCAGAGGACAUCUAAUAAGUGCAUCUGCAAAAGGAAAUUGAGAAAAGUCAGAAAAUUGUCACUAACUUUAAAUUCAUUAUAGUAUCUGCCCUUAUAUUUUUUAACAUAUAACUCCCUCCUUUUUGUGAGAACUAAAAAUUUCAUUGAAAAAACAGGGCACCAAAGAAUUAAGCAGUGAAAUAUUGUGCCUUACCACUGGAGAUCUGGUCUCUUACCUGAACUGAAUUCAGUUCAGCUUGAUUUAUGUACCACAGACGAGUGUUAGAGACAGCUGAACAAUAUCACAAUGCAUGCUUAAAAGAAACCAGACUUUACUAAGCCAGCAAUUAUGGAAUUGUUUAUAUAAAAAAUGGAAUAGCAUGGGAACAUCUAGUACUUUCUUGCGUGAGCUGCUGGAAAGAAUACAGGAAAAUAUAAUUACAGUAAUAGCUGAAAUGAAGACAGGACAAGUUGUAAAAAAUAUGCUAGUUCUCUCUCAUGUGUCAUCAUGUUGGACCAAAAAACAUUGUCUGUUUCAGGCCCAACGAAAGUUCUGAAAUUGCAUUUUUUAAAAGUAAGGUUUUGCAUCAUGCUGUGUGGAGAAAGAGUUCACCUCAGAGAUUCAGAGCAAAACAAAGUAGAUUGGUUCCCAAGCAUCCUUAAUUAGGUGCUCUAAUAGGAAAGCAGGCAGAGAGAAUCACAGUGCGGUGCAGGGUCCUCGGGAGCUGUUACAAGCACAUAGUGCUUAUCACAAAGUGAUGAAACUUUGAAUGCCUUAUCAAAUACAAGUUAAACAUUUUGUCAGAGACAUUCAUAAA